This is a messenger RNA of Zingiber officinale, 2157 nucleotides long. RefSeq lists its product as uncharacterized. The transcript has 4 exons. The record is from RefSeq and is a predicted model, not a curated record. Lineage: Eukaryota; Viridiplantae; Streptophyta; Magnoliopsida; Zingiberales; Zingiberaceae. Bases 1 to 2157 code for a protein of 718 amino acids.
AUGCAAGCCCAAGGAUCUAGUCAAUUGCCUUCACAAACUACUUCUAAUCCUAAAGGGAAUGUUAGCACUUUAACUUUAAGGAGUGGGAGGAGAGUUUCAGAAUUUUCAAGUGAAGGAAAAGCUGCUGAAAAUUUUCCAGAAUUACAACAGUCUAAUUCCAACAGUGAAGGUAGUGAAGAAAUUCAAGAAGAUCAGAAUGUUCCAAAUUCGAGUUCCAUUCUAGAUUUAAUUGAUCCACUGGACUUGGAGCAUUCACAAGAAGGUGGGAGUUUGAUGCCAGAAAUUUCCAGCAACUCUUAUCCAGCUGAACAAUUUCCAGCAGAAUUGCCAAAUUCCAGCAAAUCUGGAAAUCAAGAAUUCAAAAUUCUGUUCAAGAAGAAGUUGAAGGGGAAUGAAUUGAUCAGCUUAGGAAAGAAUGUAUCUGCUCUUAUUCAACCAGUUCCCCAGAAAUGUGAAGAUCCAGGAGUGUUUACAGUACCUUGUGAGAUUGGGAGUAGUUUGUUUAAGGAUGCUAUGUUGGAUUUGGGGGCUUCAAUUAAUGUGAUGCCAAGAUCAGUUUUUCAGACUUUAGGGAUUGGACCAUUAUUACCUACAGGGGUCGUUAUUCAGUUAGCAGACCACAGUCAGACUCACCCAGCUGGAGUUAUUGAAGAUGUAUUGGUGAAGGUGAGAGAACUUAUCUUUCCUGCAGAUUUUUAUAUCCUUGACAUGGAGGGAGACUAUUUGGCCAGUAGAUCUCCACUCAUUCUAGGACGACCAUUUUUUAAGACAGCAAGGACUAAGAUUGAUAUUCAUGCGGGCACACUUUCUAUGGAGAUAGGAGAUACAGUGGUCCAGUUCAGUAUUUUUGACGCUAUGAAGCAUCCUAGAGAAGAUCAUUCUAUUCUUAGCCUAGAUAUUUCAGAGGAGCUGGAUAGUAUGGAUUUUUUUCCAGGUUUUGAUUCAGAUUUCGUAGUGGAUGACCAGAGUGGUGUACUAUCUUCGAUUUUGGGAGAUAUUUCAGUCGUGGGAGUGGAUGAUGAGUUUUGUGGAUUAUUUCCUAGUAAGAGAGAUGAAUUAUGCGUAGGGGAUUGCUUAGGAGAAGCUCUACCCCUAAGAUCGCUAAGAGAAGAAGAUGAGUUGAAGCCAUUGCCUCCACACUUGAAGUAUGCUUAUUUAAGAGAGAACCAGCAGCUACCUGUCAUCAUAGCCCAGAAUCUAGAACCAGAACAAGAGAACAGAUUAUUGGAGAUUCUGAGGCAGCACAGGAAGGCCAUUGGAUGGACUCUAUCAGACAUUCCUGGUAUCAGUCCUUCUAUUUGCAUGCACAGGAUUUAUUUGGAGGAGGAUGUGAAACCAGUGAGACAGCCCCAGAGGAGACUUAACCCAUUGGUGCUUGACGUAGUAAAGAAAGAGGUGUCGAGACUUCUACAGGCAAGUAUCAUUUACCCUAUUUCUGACAGUAAAUGGGUAAGUCCUAUUCAUGUGGUACCAAAGAAAUCUGGAGUGACAGUAGUGGCUAAUGAAGAGAAUGAGUUAGUACCCAUCAGAGUGAAGAAUUCAUGGAGAGUUUAUAUAGACUACAGGAAGCUGAACCAGGCAAGCAGAAAGGACCACUACCCUUUGCCUUUUAUUGAUCAGAUGUUGGAGAGACUGGCGGGACACAUAGUCUCUAGGAGAGGAAUUGAGGUAGAUCCUGCUAAAAUUAGUGUUAUAUCUUCUUUAUCUUACCCCGCAUGCGUGCGGGAUGUUCGAGCUUUUCUUGGCCAUGCAGGAUUCUACAGGAGAUUUAUUAGGAACUUCAGUAAGAUUACUCUUCCAUUGUCUCAGCUUCUUCAGAAAGAUGUGGAGUUUCAGUUUGAUCAGAGGUGCAAGGAAGCUUUUCAUAGAUUGAAGGAGGCUUUGAUUUCUGCACCUAUCAUUAGGCCACCAGAUUGGACAUUACCAUUUGAGCUUAUGUGUGAUGCUUCGAACUUUGCCAUUGGGGUAGUACUGGCACAGAGAGUAGAAGGAGCACCACAUGUGAUCUACUAUGCAUCAAAGACCUUGGAUUCAGCUCAAGCAAAUUACACCACGACAGAAAAGGAGCUUCUUUCCAUUGUGUUUGCUUUCCAUGGUUCUGUGCCUAACGGUUGUGAAGACCAAUCGACUGGUAGAAAGUCGUUGGCAGAAUCUUAG